GCGGGAACCAAUGCAAGUGGAGCCACACAGAGCAAACAGAAUAUCAAGAUGUGCAAAAGAAUAAGGUUGGAAACGGCUUCUAUAGUGCUGCAACAUCGUCUGGUUCUUCCAAACACCGAAGAAAAAGCGGAUGGCGCAAACGAUCGCGUGGACGACUUCCCUUAAGCUGGAAGGAUGGGUUUCCAGGCGACUCUUCAACCACCAGCAAUCAUCAUAAUUCGAAGGAGCACACGCAUUUCCGAUCUACAACUAACGACAAUUUGCGUGUGGAUGCGGCAACUUUCUCCAGCACGAGUCCUGUGGGGGAAGCUCCGAGCGUGAAGGAGAAUGUAAAGCAGCCGAUAUUAGCGCAGCGAGAGCCGGAAGAGUGUCAAGUGCCACCGCCAGCCCCUCCUGCGC
Messenger RNA from Amoebophrya sp. A25, 399 nucleotides. The record is from the annotation of a GenBank genome assembly. NCBI's taxonomy places the organism in Eukaryota, Dinophyceae, Syndiniales, Amoebophryaceae.